GUCAGGGAAUCCGGGUGCCUGUGACCACCACGGUCAUACCCGCGAUUGUUGUCGUUUUCGCGUUUGUUACUCCUCAAUUCCCCAUUACCUUCUUCGUCCUGCCAUCAAAUCCGAUCCCUGCGAAAGGCAUGGCUCUUGCUGCCGCUCUGCAUCUCGCGUCUACUGGCUAGUCCUUGCCUCCCUGCCCCUUCGAAACCAGUCCCUGGUUACGUAUACAUCCCGAUAUCCUCCAACCGGCACUUUGGCGCCUAUUCGUGCGUCAGACAAUCGUACCAGGCCAUCUUACCUGUCGAGAGAGGAGUCUGUCGGUCUAGCUUUCUGACCGGCGUCAUCCCCGCGCCUCAUUGGCCCCCAAGCUUGUCCAACGUUUCAUUGUGAGCUCGGCCGCCCCAGGCCUACGCUAAGAGUCCGCCUCAUGGUCUUGCGAAAGCGAGCUCCGCCACGCCUUCAAAGCCUUACCCAAGGGAACGACCGUCCAGGUUCCCGUUAUCCCAACUCCAAACUCUCGCCCACUUCCAAAUCUCUAUCAUCUUCAUCGCCCAAGCGCUUGACUCGCCCGCGACGGGCUCAAAGCUCUCCCCAACCUCACCGGGUUGCUUCCCAGGAAUCGGUCUUCUCUCCUGAUCUCAACACCUCCCCGGCUUUUGACCUGAUGCCACUAGAACAAGCACAAAGGUCGCCGAUCCGCACCUCGGCCGGUGAUGGGUCGAAUCCCUGGGCCGACGAACUUACAGCGAGGUUCGGUCUGGAUCAUCACGAGUCUCCCCAACAGGCAACAGCCGAGAAUCCCGUGCAGAGUGUAGGGACUGAGAGGGACAGAAUUCCAGACCAGGUACCGUCCAUUUCAGUCCCUGGUGCCCUGGAGAGACCCGCUGCCAAUGACUGGACACCCGAUCGGGAAUACACGGGACAGUCACCAGUUCAGCUCCAAUCGAACAACCCGUUCUUGAAACCUAGAUCACCUGAACCGAACCCAUGGCAAGAAAGAAAUUCUCGCUCUUCCUACGGGGAGUCAUUUCAAUCUCACGAUGGGGCCAGCGCGCGUCUGGGGCAAGACGAGGGCUACAUCCCGAUGACAGCGCGCUUAUCGCUCUUCGAUCAACCCGGGACAGAGUCGCCCUGGGUUGGUGAACAGUCGAUUCCUGCGCCACCGAUUCCCUCUCCGCAACCGUACACAUCCCAUGACCCAAACCAGCCAUAUCCCGGUCUACCGCACGAUAAUCAACACAGCUCUGCGAAUGUCCCCGUAGAACCGCAUGCUAGUCAACAGACCUACCUGCAGCCGACACCGUUGCAUGAUGACGGCAGACAAUCCCCAGCUAGAAGCAUGAGUACUCUAGUGACUCUAUCCAGCAAUACAACGGGCUCAUCUCAUGUCCUGAUUGAAUUCGAUGAAGCUAUCAAUCCGCCACCCGAGCCUGAUCCCACCAAGGGAGCUCCUCUGGGCCAUGACUACGAUUCCCUGAUGGGCCCCCAGAUGACAUCCCAACAGGAAAAGCUUGCUGGCGCUCCACCCUUGCCCGAUCGCUCAAAGGUCGCAGACUCCGGUGCAGGCCACACAAAGUCGGCAUGGAGUGGGCCAAUCUCAGAAGCCGAGGCAAAGCGCCAGCAAGAGCAGCGAUCUGAGACCUAUUCGAUCAGGCACGUGAAUUGGAUGGACAGCACCAGAACGUUGCGUGAAUCUCCAAUCCUGGUGCAGAACAAAAAUGGCCCCUGUCCUCUGUUGGCACUGGUGAAUGCUCUUGUGUUAGGUUCCGCAAGCCACGACUCUCAAUCGCCCAUUGUAAAGGCCUUGCAAACUCGGGAGCAAAUCUCCCUAGGGUUGUUGAUUGAAGCAUUGUUUGACGAACUCGUCACGCAUUUGGGGCCUAACGACGAACUUCCCGACAUCGAAGCCCUCACUCGUUUCCUGACCAUGCUGCAUACUGGCAUGAAUGUCAAUCCACGACUCACGCUGGAAUCCAAUGAUGCGUUGGGUACAUUUCUCCAAACCGAAGAUAUCCGCCUCUAUGGUACAUUUGGGUUGCCAUUAAUACACGGCUGGGUCGCCACUCCAUCUACGGAAGCUGACGCAGCAUUGGCCCGCAUGGGUCAGUACCAUGAGGAUAUCCAGUUACUUCCUUUCCGCAAACAAGACCUGGAAGACCGUGUUAUCCGAGGUAGCUUGUUGACUCCGGCGGAGGAGCUCGUGGUCAGUGACAUUCAAACGAUCCAAAGGUUCACGGAGUUCGAAAAUCCAACUCAGCUGAGUACCUUCGGCCUGGAGCAUUUAAUGGCGAAUCUACAACCCGGAUCAUUCUCUAUCCUUUUCCGCAACGAUCAUUUCUCCACACUAUACAAACAUCCACAACUCCGCCGGCUAUUCACUCUGGUCACCGACGCGGGUUACUCGAGCCAUGCAGAAGUUGUUUGGGAAAGCCUGGUCGAUGUCAAUGGAUCUGAGGCCGGUUUUUAUUCAGGAGACUUUCGCCCUGUCAGCCACAAUGCUCCCCAACACUCGGACCCAUCUGGCCCAAGGACAUCAAGCAAUUCUGAGAACGCUUCUCAGCCGCAACAACGCAACAGCACCAUGACUCCUCAGGAGCAAGCUGAUGCCGAUUAUGCCUAUGCGCUUUCUCUACAGUACCAAGAAGAGGAGCAGCGAGAAAAUGCGACGAACAAUAGGAACUCGUCUCAGCGAGCCUCGGUCUCUUACCCCCCUUCGGGGCUUGCGCCUGGAGCCGCCUAUACUCGUAAUCGUUCAUCAAGCGCCGUGAACAGCAGUAGUGGUUCGUACGCUACCGCUGCAUCAGGCAAUCGCUCGUCAAGACAAAGCCAGCGUCCUGGCCGAUACUCGCAAUCGCAAUUGCCCACUGUCCGACCGGCAGAUGACGAGGACGCCCCUCCUCCUUCAUAUGAGCAAGCGGCGAGGAGUCCGGUAUACCCAUCCCCACAGCGAAGUCCCAAUUUCACCGACUCACCGAAUGCAUCUCCGUACCAAAGGUCCCAGUACGGGAGACGACCUCCAGGCGUCUCCAUAUCCACGGGACAGUCGGAACGCAUAAGAGACCGAAACAAGGACUGCGUAGUCAUGUGAGCUUGCAUAUAGCUCAGAGUGAUGUCGGAUUUCCGGCUAUGAUGACGGACGAUGUACACGACCUUAUGUAUUCUAUCUAGCUGCCAUGCACGCAGGCGGAUUAAUGUUUAUGCCCUACGACGAUCAUUACGAGUGCAACAUGGAGCCCAUAUGGGCCAUUGGGAGUUUUUUUGGUGUUGCCUUCGGUUUUCUAUUUUUUCCGGUAGACAUACAGUCAUUUGGUUAUAGCACGAUUAGGACGCAACCUAGGUAUUUGCUCUAUGAAACAAUCUCACACUAAAUACCUUGCUUCAUUCUCCGUGUUAUCCACACUCACAUUAGUCAAGUCAAG
Molecule: messenger RNA, 3407 nt
Organism: Aspergillus sclerotioniger CBS 115572
Lineage: Eukaryota; Fungi; Ascomycota; Eurotiomycetes; Eurotiales; Aspergillaceae
Product: MINDY family deubiquitinase
Exons: 3
Coding region: 416-3076 (886 amino acids)
Biological process (GO): protein K48-linked deubiquitination
Cellular component (GO): cytosol; cell periphery
Molecular function (GO): cysteine-type deubiquitinase activity; cysteine-type carboxypeptidase activity; K48-linked deubiquitinase activity
Source: RefSeq, a predicted model, not a curated record